AUGCUGUUCGAGGAAGCUGGAGUCUGAAAAUGAAACGUUGCAGCGUCGCUCCGCGGUUUUCGGUCCACUGACAGCUCACAAAAUUGAGCGAAGUCGUGGGACCUCGGGGACUUCUUGACGCUGGCAGACCUUCUGUCAAGACCCCUUCUCCGUCCAGCUCGGGUGUUCUCAGCCAUAAAGUUCAUGACGGUGGCUGACGGUGACACUUUAGCGCUCAUCAUGCCCGUGCGAGCAGAGAGCCUCAGCAGCGCGGGCUCGGCCUGCUCAUCCUCGGCCUCUCUUGUUCCCCCUGCCCCGAUCAACACCUUCCAGCCCGGGGCGGCCUCAUCGCUGCUGUACAGCGGCUCGCAGUUUCGGGGUUAUCAGAAGAGCAAAGGCAACUCCUACGACGUUGAGGUUGUUUUGCAGCAUGUGACCGUGGAGGACUCGUAUUUGUGUGGAUACCUGAAGAUCAAAGGCCUGACUGAGGAGUAUCCAACUCUCACUACAUUCUUUGCUGGUGAAAUAAUCAGUCGAAAAAGGCCUUUUUUAACCAGGAAGUGGGACGCAGAUGAAGAUGUGGACAGAAAGCACUGGGGCAAGUUCCAGCCCUUUUCCAAAUAUGCCAAAAGCUUCAACUCAGAUGACUUUGACUAUGAAGUCCUGGACAACAGCGAUUACGUCUUCAUGAGGUGGAAGGAGCAGUUUCUAGUACCAGACCACACUAUCAAAGACAUCAGCGGUGCUUCUUUCGCUGGCUUCUAUUACAUCUGUUUCCAGAAGUCCACAGCAACUAUAGAGGGGUAUUAUUAUCAUCGGAGCUCAGAAUGGUACCAGUCUUUAAACUUAAACCAUGUCCGAGAGCACAGUAUGCCUAUUUAUGAGUUUCGGUGUGGCAACGUGUCCACGCCCUUCGUCACAGAGACGUACAGAUGUGUGGCCGCCUACGAGACCAAAGACACCAAGAACAAACCUUUCAAAGUGGCGUUGAACGAACAAUUGGACGUGCUCAUCAAAGACCAAGCGGAGUGGUGGUUUGUAGAGAAUGAAGACAAGCGUAUGGCCUGGUUCCCCGCCCCCUACCUGGAAAAGCUUGAGGAGGAUGAUGACGAUGAAGAGGACAUAGAUGGGGGCCCUGAGAGGUGACUGCUGUACACUGCAGUAAAGACCUACAAGGCCACCAAAGACGACGAGAUAACUGUGGCCAUUGGUUCGGUGGUGGAGUUACUACAGAAGUCUGACAACGGCUGGUGGCUCAUCAGGUAACACACUAAAGCGGGUUACAUCCCCACCAUGUACCUGCAGCCGUACAAGUACCCCCACAUCCGCAUGACAGCCAACCAUCAGUCACGCCGCUCGUCCUCCCCACAGCCAAUGUCCAGCCUGGAACUGCAGUCCAACCAGCUCAGCCUCUCGCAAGGAAACCUGCUGCAACUUCCAACGAUAAGGUCUUCCACUCCCAAACCGAUCCAACCGGGCAGACGGGGGAGAUCGAACUCUGCGUAUAUGCUGUCCGAAAAGCCGCUGCCUGAAGCUUGCCCCGCUGCCGCCGCCAUCGCUGCCGCGGCCGCCGCCAAUGUCGCUGCCACUGCCGCCGCCGCUGCUGCCGCCGCUGCUGCCGCCGCUGCUGCCACUGGAGCUGCCAACGCUGCUGCCAAUGCCGCUGCCAAAGUUGACACCCCACCCAGGGCCAUUGUCGAGAUGGAAAAGGAGACCGGUCGCCGCACCAUGAGCCCGAGAACAGACAGUGAGGGAAGUUUUUCGAGCAACAGCGACUACAGCGAUGACCUCAAUGCUUCCUGGGCGAGCUCUACGUCCUUCAACCUCAGCCAGAGCUACAAUGAGCAACACCCAAGGUGCCGCCAAGACCGCAUGCCAAGGAGAUCCUCUCCCGGUGCACCACCAUCACCAUCAAGAACGCGGCCUAAGGCCCCCAGUCCCCCUCCAAGACAGAGAUAA
Messenger RNA from Pungitius pungitius (ninespine stickleback), 1938 nucleotides. RefSeq names its product GID complex subunit 4 homolog (gene gid4). The record is from RefSeq and is a predicted model, not a curated record. Gene Ontology annotation, biological process: protein catabolic process in the vacuole; proteasome-mediated ubiquitin-dependent protein catabolic process; protein targeting to vacuole. Gene Ontology annotation, molecular function: protein binding. Lineage: Eukaryota; Metazoa; Chordata; Actinopteri; Perciformes; Gasterosteidae. The transcript is spliced from 10 exons. Gene Ontology annotation, cellular component: GID complex.